Gorilla gorilla gorilla (western lowland gorilla) is the source of this 1473-nucleotide messenger RNA. RefSeq names its product actin alpha cardiac muscle 1. Lineage: Eukaryota; Metazoa; Chordata; Mammalia; Primates; Hominidae. The record is from RefSeq and is a predicted model, not a curated record. The transcript has 7 exons. Bases 153 to 1286 code for a protein of 377 amino acids.
CGGGCCCCCCACCCCUGCCCCCGGCUGCUCCAACUGACCCUGUCCAUCAGCGUUCUAUAAAGCGGCCCUCCUGGAGCCAGCCACCCAGAGCCCGCCGCCGCCGGAGCCGAGCCGACCCGCCCCGCCGACGAACCCCCUGAAGCUGUGCCAAGAUGUGUGACGACGAGGAGACCACCGCCCUGGUGUGCGACAACGGCUCUGGGCUGGUGAAGGCCGGCUUUGCGGGGGAUGACGCGCCCCGCGCUGUCUUCCCGUCCAUCGUGGGCCGCCCGCGGCACCAGGGAGUUAUGGUGGGUAUGGGUCAGAAGGACUCCUACGUAGGUGAUGAAGCCCAGAGCAAGAGAGGCAUCCUGACCCUGAAGUAUCCCAUCGAGCAUGGUAUCAUCACCAACUGGGACGACAUGGAGAAGAUCUGGCACCACACCUUCUACAACGAGCUCCGUGUGGCUCCCGAGGAGCACCCCACCCUGCUCACAGAGGCCCCGCUGAACCCCAAGGCCAACCGGGAGAAGAUGACUCAGAUCAUGUUUGAGACCUUCAAUGUCCCUGCCAUGUACGUGGCCAUCCAGGCAGUGCUAUCCCUGUAUGCUUCUGGCCGUACCACAGGCAUUGUUCUGGACUCUGGGGAUGGUGUAACUCACAAUGUCCCCAUCUAUGAGGGCUACGCUUUGCCCCAUGCCAUCAUGCGUCUGGAUCUGGCUGGUCGGGACCUCACUGACUACCUCAUGAAGAUCCUCACUGAGCGUGGCUACUCCUUUGUCACCACUGCUGAACGUGAAAUUGUCCGUGACAUUAAAGAGAAACUGUGCUAUGUCGCCCUGGAUUUUGAGAAUGAGAUGGCCACAGCUGCCUCUUCCUCCUCCCUGGAGAAGAGCUAUGAACUGCCUGAUGGCCAAGUCAUCACUAUUGGCAAUGAGCGCUUCCGCUGUCCUGAGACACUCUUCCAGCCCUCCUUCAUUGGUAUGGAAUCUGCUGGCAUCCAUGAAACAACUUACAAUAGCAUCAUGAAGUGUGACAUUGAUAUCCGCAAGGACCUGUAUGCCAACAAUGUCUUAUCUGGAGGCACCACUAUGUACCCUGGUAUUGCUGAUCGUAUGCAGAAGGAAAUCACUGCUCUGGCUCCUAGCACCAUGAAGAUUAAGAUUAUUGCUCCCCCUGAGCGUAAAUACUCUGUCUGGAUUGGGGGCUCCAUCCUGGCCUCUCUGUCCACCUUCCAGCAAAUGUGGAUUAGCAAGCAAGAGUACGAUGAGGCAGGCCCAUCCAUUGUCCACCGCAAAUGCUUCUAAGAUGCCUUCUCUCUCCAUCUACCUUCCAGUCAGGAUGAUGGUAUUAUGCUUCUUGGAGUCUUCCAAACCACCUUCCCUCAUCUUUCAUCAAUCAUUGUACAGUUUGUUUACACACGUGCAAUUUGUUUGUGCUUCUAAUAUUUAUUGCUUUAUAAAUAAACCAGACCAGGACUUGCAACCUAUAAAA